Messenger RNA from Mesorhabditis belari, 252 nucleotides. Lineage: Eukaryota; Metazoa; Nematoda; Chromadorea; Rhabditida; Rhabditidae. The record is from the annotation of a GenBank genome assembly.
AUGCAACUGGUUGCCGAUUUGGAGAUCGAAAUGAUGUCGGAUAUGUACAGAAGAAUGACCGAUGCUUGUCAGGAGAAGUGCAUAAGUCGCAAUUUUAAGGAAGGCGAUCUGACAAAGGGUGAAUCGGUUUGUCUGGACCGGUGUGUGGCCAAAUAUUUGGAUGUUCACGAGAAAUUGGGCAAACGGCUCACAUCAAUGUCACAACAGGAUGAACAGGUGUUGCAAAAGGCGUCGGCUGUGCAGAGUGGAUCG